AUGGCGGCUCAGGCGGCCCAAGCGGCGCAGGCCGAGGCCUCGGAGUCGUGGUACCUGGCGCUGCUGGGCUUUGCCGAGCACUUCCGCACGUCCAGCCCUCCCAAGAUCCGACUGUGCGUACACUGCCUGCAGGCCGUGUUUCCCUUCAAGCCUCCGCAGCGCAUCGAGGCCCGCACGCACCUGCAACUGGGUUCUGUGCUCUACCACCACACCAAGAACAGUGAGCUGGCCCGAAGCCACCUCGAGAAAGCGUGGUUGAUAUCUCAACAAAUUCCACAAUUUGAAGAUGUCAAAUUUGAAGCAGCAAGUCUUCUGUCUGAACUGUAUUGCCAAGAGAAUUCAGUUGAUGCUGCAAAACCACUCUUGCGUAAAGCAAUUCAGAUUUCACAGCAAACACCCUACUGGCAUUGUAGACUCCUCUUUCAGCUUGCACAACUCCACACACUUGAAAAAGAUUUGGUAUCUGCAUGUGACCUACUUGGAGUUGGAGCAGAGUAUGCCAGGGUAGUGGGAUCAGAAUAUACCAGGGCAUUGUUCUUGCUGAGUAAAGGGAUGCUUCUUCUGAUGGAGAGGAAGUUGCAAGAAGUUCAUCCCCUUCUGACACUUUGUGGACAAAUAGUUGAAAACUGGCAGGGGAAUCCCAUACAGAAGGAGUCUCUCCGAGUGUUCUUCUUGGUCCUCCAGGUGACCCAUUACUUGGAUGCUGGACAGGUGAAAAGUGUGAAACCAUGUCUAAAGCAGCUACAGCAAUGUAUUCAAACUAUUUCUACUCUUCAUGAUGAUGAAAUUUUACCCAGCAAUCCUGCUGACCUCUUUCAUUGGCUGCCCAAAGAGCACAUGUGUGUAUUGGUCUACCUGGUGACUGUGAUGCAUUCUAUGCAAGCUGGCUACUUGGAGAAAGCACAGAAGUACACAGACAAAGCACUCAUGCAGCUAGAAAAGUUAAAAAUGUUAGACUGCAGUCCUAUAUUGUCAUCUUUCCAAGUGAUAUUGCUUGAACACAUAAUCAUGUGCCGACUUGUCACAGGACACAAGGCCACUGCUCUACAGGAGAUCUCACAAGUCUGUCAGCUGUGCCAGCAAUCUCCAAGGCUAUUUUCUAAUCAUGCUGCCCAGUUACAUACUUUAUUAGGUCUGUACUGUAUUUCUGUUAACUGCAUGGAUAAUGCAGAAGCUCAAUUCACUACUGCAUUACGGCUAACCACUCAUCAGGAGUUAUGGGCAUUUAUUGUGACAAACCUAGCCAGUGUGUAUAUCCGAGAAGGCAAUAGACACCAAGAGCUGUACAAUUUAUUGGAAAGAAUAAAUCCAGACCACAACUUUCCUGUAAGUUCUCACUGCCUCAGAGCUGCUGCUUUCUACAUCCGAGGACUCUUCUCUUUCUUUCAGGGAAGAUACAAUGAAGCAAAGCGAUUUUUACGAGAAACCCUGAAAAUGUCAAAUGCAGAAGAUUUGAACCGGUUAACAGCCUGUUCCCUUGUCCUCCUGGGUCAUAUAUUCUAUGUAUUAGGGAAUCAUAGGGAGAGUAAUAAUAUGGUGGUACCAGCUAUGCAGCUGGCUAGCAAGAUUCCAGACAUGUCUGUGCAGCUGUGGUCUUCAGCUCUGCUGAGAGACCUGAAUAAAGCUUGUGGGAAUGCAAUGGAUGCUCAUGAAGCUGCCCAGAUGCAUCAGAACUUCUCCCAGCAGCUUCUCCAGGAUCACAUUGAAGCUUGUAGCCUUCCAGAACACAACCUGAUCACGUGGACAGAUGGGCCACCCCCUGUACAGUUUCAGGCGCAGAAUGGACCUACCACCAGCCUUGCUAGUCUCCUGUGAAGGAAAACUUGGCUAAAGUGACACAUGCAACUUGGCCCCCUGGGCAGAAGAAAAUCUAUCCUGGAGGAUUUUCCAGGAGGGGAAAAUGAGGAAUUUCCUGUACAGCCAAAAGCCUUAAUCAAGACUAAACACAACCUGCAUUUCAAAGACUCAAAAAGGACAUUUUAAGCUGCUUUUAAAGAUGAGAGGUGUGUGUGUCCCUUACACACAACUUCUGGAUUUUUAACUGUAUUUGAUGCUUCUGGUUUUCCUCAGUACAGCAUGGUACAGGAUCCAGAAUACUGUUAGGGGAUAUUGGAGGCAGGGGAGUCUGUCUUUCCUCAUUUACCGAACAUCCACUGUGUGAAAUUCUCCAACUCAAUCUUGGUGGGAAACCAUCACUUGGAAAUGGAUUCUGACCAGACUGCCAAUCACUGCUCUAAAUAUUUAAGUCCUACCUGAAAUGAAGUGCUUCUGGUUGGAGUAGGGGCGGGAGUGGGGAAGAGUCUACUACAAGGAGGCUCCAAGUAGCAUGUAGUGUGAGAUUUAAUCAUGACUCUGUGCCUGGGGGUGGGUAUGGAGAGCUGGCAAACCUCAAAAUCCUUCUCUUAGGGAAGUCCCAUGUGUCGAUGCUGUUCUGUAGCAAAUCACCGAGUGCACCCAGAUUAAACCAGUUCUUCUCUAAUAAAGGUAAAAAAGUAAGAUUAGUUACUUUUUAACCUUUCAUUGCCUAGUGAGUAGCCAUGUGUUUUGAGGGAGGGGCAGCGUCCUCCUCCCCCAUAACUCUUUAAUAUGUCACUCGGACAGCUUUAUGAAUAAAGCUUGAAGGUGUAAGUUUAACUUGACCCCAACACCCAGAUUAGAGGCAGAUAUCUGGAAAGAUUAAAUCACUUUGGAAUAAAUGCACAUUUGUACAGAAAAUGGCUUUUUCAACAUACCUUUUGAAUAUCCCAUUAUUCAAUAGGAUUUUAGUCCUGUACUACGCUGAACCUUUGUUCAGGCUCACUUAGAAGUCCAAGAAUGCCAGCUUCCAAGUGUAAGGCACCUUGAUCUACUACACUGUUCUGUUGUGUAUAUUAUUAUACAUAAAUAUAUAUAUAUAUGUAUGUAUGGAUGUAUGUGUUGUGUACUUCUAUAUCUACAGAGCUAGAGGCUUGUGUUUACAUUUCCCCUAACAACAGGCACUGAUUGGGGGAGGUCAUAUGAGGUUCCUCACUUUGAUUUAAACCUACCCCUCUGCCCAUUUUGGAAGUGAAAGGUACUUGGGAGCACUAUCUGUUCUUUCCUUUGAAAAUCUGCUUGGAAGAACCAAACAUUCCCUUUUAAAGGACCCCAGGAUUGGUGGGUUUGGUUGUUGUAAUCAACAGGGCUGUAGCAGCACAAGGGUGGUAUGAACUGGAAGUCACAGCAACCCAAACAAAAAUUUCAGUUUCCAUUUCCCGAGCAGCUUGCACAGUACCUGGAAUGUGGUAACCGUUUAAUAAAUGAUGGUUGAAAUGAAGUAGCCCACAAAUUAAAUGGGCCUCCCUAAGAUUGACAAAGAAAGAUACUCUCUAGGUUAUUGGGAUAUCACUGAGCUGAGAGAGGAUAGACAUAGUUUCAUAUGAAGCACUUCCCCCAGAUGGUUGUUGGUUUCCUGGCCUAUAUCAUAAAACUGCUUUAUUCCUUCCUCCCUCUUUGGGUAGGUCAAAGGCUCAAAGGCAAGACCAUUUUGGGUCACUUCAGGAGAACUAGUACAAGAAGAGGUUGUUUUUUUUCUUCCAAGCCACCAGUGCUUACUGAGCUGACCAAUCCCAGUAUAAAAGGUUGUCACGUCUCUCGGGAUCAGUUUGAUUUAGAUCAAUUUAACUUACUAUUAUUUCUUAUUUGAGAUGAUCUCUUUCAGGAGAGAAUAGUUAGCAAAUUUGUUAAUUUUUCGUAUUUAUACAUCUAUUGGGAAACCUAAUAAUUUGAAGUAAGAUGUCCUAUCAUGAAUAGCAUUAUUGCAUAUGUGUAAAUGAAAAUGUUUUGACUUUCCACAGCAGUGGACCCCAUGUUCAGUCUACACACUCAGCACUGACACCUAUAAUAAUGAACUAGAUUAUGUAAGCUAACACGUGAUUACCUGCCCACCCACCCUGAAUCAGAAACUUGCAAAUUCUAACUUUGUUUUGAAGGCCUUACACCUGCUUCUCAUUGAAAAAAAGGAUGAGUUAGCAAAGCCUUGGAAUUAGAAGAUUGAAGUUAGAAGGCUUGAUCAGCUAGUGAAAUGUAAUCUAACAGAAGAGAAAACUAAAGUUCAGACAUGAGAAGUGAUAUGCCUAUUUAUACAGCUGGUCAUUCACCCUUCUCAUGGAAAAUUCAUCUCUGCAACUUUUGAAAGGGUCUAGGAUUGCCUUCUGGUCACUAGGAAGGAAACAAGAUUCAGAACACAAGAACAGAAAGCAUAAUGGGCUAGGAGUAAGGAAACCUGGGUUCUCUUCUCAACUCUGCUAUUAACUGAUAGUGUGAACUUGAGCAAAUCACUUCCAAUUGUUUGAGCUUCAAUUUUUCAUUUCAGUGGGGAUGGGAUAGGGAAUGUCAAUGAGGAGAGGAAAGCCUGGUAGGGAAUUAAAUGAUCUCUAGGAUCUCCUAAAGCCCUGGUCUUCUAUGAUUCUGUGAAGGCUCCGGGCUCCUUCCAGCUUCUUGUUUGCUCCUCUGCCUCUCAGGUGAUGAACAUUCUUCAUCUCGCAUCCUUUGUGUAAACAAUUUGUUUGAGAGGUGAAAAGGCUCCUUGGAGGACUUCCAGCCUCUGAUUAAGAGAGACCUGGGAGCCUUCUGACCCUAGGUCUCUUCUUGACACAUAAGUCUUUGUUCAUUCCUUGUUACAGGUUGCAGGAAGGAGAAGCCUCUUCAAGACAAGAGCUAAUAAAGGCUAAAGUGAAAAAUCACUUGGCACCCUAGCAAGGACUCCCUUCCCUUCACUAUGACUUGGCUCUGUCCCCUCAUAAUAUACAGUCUGCCCACCACCUGACUGGUGAACUAAUCCCACUGUUUCCAUUGUCUUGUGCAACAUUAUGACCAAGUGUAUGUUUUUUCGUGUUACAUGCUUCUAAGGCAGUCUCAUGUAGCAUGACUUAAGCUACAGGCCAUGCAUUCUUGGUAUUCAAUGGCCUGCCUUAGCCUUACUUAAGCUACGUGAGUGCAUGUACAUGAUAUGCCCUCUUCAGUUUCAUCUGACCAUAGAAUCCUUAAAUAAUAAUAAUAGUUAACAUUUAUAGAUGUUCCUGACCCUGUACUAAGAGCUUUACAGUUCUCAUUUGAUCUUCACAACAACGUGAUCAGGUAGGUACUAUUCCUAACCCCAUUUUACAAAUGUGGAAACUGAAGUAAAUGGAUGAGGUAGCUUGCCCAAGGUCAUACAACUAAGUGUCCGAGAUGGAAUCUGAACCCAUCUUCCUGACUUCAGACUCGGUGUUCUAUCCACUGCCUUAGAGGCCAUCUAGUCUGAUUUUAUUUUACAGAUGAAAAAACUAAAUCCCAGGGAGAGAACCCAGGUGUUAGAGGUGUAGUAAAAAGCAGAACCCAGUCACCUGAUUCUAAGUAAAAAUGUCUCCUUAUAACAUGGCCUCCCUCAACAAUAGCUAACAGAAAAGAUUUGUUCCCCAUCUUGCCAAGUAAGAUGCAUAAAAUGCUUUAGAUGUAGAUGAAUGAGAAUGAGCAUCAUCCCGGUUCUCUCCCUGGACAAUUGGCUAGAAUUUGUGAGCCAUUCUCCUGGCAAGUUUGGUGUCACAGAUGAUGAGGAGCGAGACUUCAUUUGAAUCCCAUAGGGUCCGAGUGACCAUGUCUUCUUAAGGUGAUUAACUUAAGGGCACGGUCAGCAAAACCAGUCCCUGUUAGUAAAGAUCUUAUCCACCUCAGUACUGGAUCAGCUAACCUCAUGUUGGAGGAUUUUUAGUUGGCAGGUAUCCUAAAGGGCAAUAAUUUCCCACAAGAAUGGAACAAAUUUUCCACCACUGUAUCCCUGGCCAAUGGUCAUCACUAUUCACACAGCUUGUGCCAUUGUUGAACAACUCGAGUGGUCAGAAUUCUUAGGCCAAAUGACAAUCUACCUCCUUAUAAUUUCUACUCUAAUUUCUCUUUAUGAAUUAAAAGCAAAAAAAAAAAGUGUAUAAACCUUUGCCUAGAUACAUAGAACUUUCAUACAAGUGAAAAUAUUCUCAUGGUCUUCAUCCAACUUUUCCCUCAAGGAUUAGUUAGCACACAGAGUGAUUGCAUUUUGAGGUUGUCACAAAAAUGAGCAGAAAGCAGCCAGUAUUUAAGAACAUAGACUGCAUCAAAGGGCAGAGGGAUGAUUAUUUGUUUGUUUUUUCCCCUUGGGGUGGAGGGUGGGAUAGCAAAUGGGAUGACCCUUUCACUCCUGCCUAGAAAGACUAGAUUUCUAUUUUUUAGUAACCAAGAUACUGAAGGAUACAGGGAAGGGAUAAUUAUAUUACCAAACCAGUUAAAGGAAAAUUAGGUUCAGAAGCAAGUCUUUCAGAAUGAGCACCUUGUGGCCUGUAUUCUAUGACUUCUUAUUUGGUUAAUGAAAAGGUUUAUUAUUAUUUUUAUUUAGAGACCACUUGCAGAGGGACUGUUGAGUACAAAACCCAGAAUUUUAUUUCGUGGAAUUAAGGUUUUCCAGACCCGUAUCCAGAGAACUAGAGAAUCCUAGAAUGUCAGAGCUUUUGGAAGGAUCCCUCAAACAGAAGAAAGAUCCUAGGAUUUAGAAAAGAGGUAAUUUUAUCAUGAGUGCAUGAGACAAACAGCAUGACUGGAGAGAGAGCUGGCCUCUGAACCUUGAAGAUAUACCGGCUGUGCAACCCCUAAGCAAGUCGACCUCUGCUCCAAAAAGCUGAGACUCCUUGCUCCAACAUUGGUAGGAAAAGUGUUUUCACUCAAAAUUCCCUACAGCAAUAAAACUGCAGGUUCAGACCAAGAAAAGAAGGGGGGAAAUUGAGCCACAUAGUCAUAUAUCCUGAUAUGUGCAAGCUGCAUGACUUUCUUAUUGAAUAAUUACUCAAUGGUCCAUGACACCUGGCAGCAUUUGCACAACAGUACGGUCAUACUAGACUAUUCGUGGGUGUUAGUUAAUUUAGCAAAUAUGUUUUGCUAAAAAUCUGAGCUGAGUCACAUGUCCUAGGAUUUCAGGGUUGACAGGGCUUUGACCAUAUCUUAUCAAACCCUCCUCAUUUUAUAAAUAAGUAAACAAAGAUACAAAGAGAGGGAAGAUAUGACUUAUCCAAGGUCACACAACUAGUUAAGGCUAGAAUGUGAAAAGAACCAGAAGUCCUCACUACAGAUCUCUUUAUAUUGUAUUACCACUACUGCCUCAGAAACAAGUUAGACCUAUAUAUCUUGAGUUAUUUGAAAAUCAUCCAACUGUCACUGCCUUUUACAUAUGCCUGUCCCCACUCCUCUCUGGUUGUAAGCAUUUGUGAGUGGUCUAAAUUAUGUAUUUUCCAUAUCACCCGGGAUAGGGCUUCACACACAGUAGGUGCCUAAUAAAUUUUGUUAAAAAAGAAAAAGUUUAAAAGUGGGAACAAUUUAUUUUGAGGACAGCGGGGAAAUCGUUUCAGUUUGUACAAAAACAUUAAUUUGGUGAUAAUGCUUGGCCACUGUGGAUGAAAUUAUCCAUUUGUUGCCUAAUUCUGUUUAUACCAUAGACUCUAACAUUCUGGGUAUAACAUAGAUUGUUUUCAUGUAUUUGUUUAUUCCAUUGUACUCAUACUUUUAAAUCCUGCUGAGGCUUUUAAUCCAGAGAAACGAUAUGUAUAUAUAAUAAUGUUGCUGUAUAAUAAGACGUACCCUCUUGCCUUAGCGUGUCUAUUGUUUAAUUCUUUUUUCUUCCAUAUUAGAAUUUUAAAUAAAAUAAGUUGACCGGUAA
Monodelphis domestica (gray short-tailed opossum) is the source of this 7678-nucleotide messenger RNA. RefSeq names its product MAU2 sister chromatid cohesion factor (gene MAU2). Gene Ontology annotation, biological process: mitotic sister chromatid cohesion. Lineage: Eukaryota; Metazoa; Chordata; Mammalia; Didelphimorphia; Didelphidae. Gene Ontology annotation, molecular function: protein binding. The record is from RefSeq and is a predicted model, not a curated record.